This is a messenger RNA of Acromyrmex echinatior (Panamanian leafcutter ant), 1200 nucleotides long. RefSeq names its product tRNA (guanine(6)-N(2))-methyltransferase THUMP3. The record is from RefSeq and is a predicted model, not a curated record. NCBI's taxonomy places the organism in Eukaryota, Metazoa, Arthropoda, Insecta, Hymenoptera, Formicidae. Gene Ontology annotation, molecular function: tRNA (guanine) methyltransferase activity. Gene Ontology annotation, biological process: tRNA methylation.
GUAAAUAUAUACAAUGCGUGACACUGUGUGACUACAGUAUUUUUCUCGAGGACUGAUCGGCUGAAUGGAAUCUCGACAAUGAGUGCAAGCGAAUCCGUGAGUCAACUCUUUUCGGAAUCUGUUGCUAAUGACAAGAUUUUUACGAUCGGAGUCACUGUGGACACAGGUUUCGAAUGGGAAGCAAUUGACGAAUGCAAAGAGAAAUUGGGCAAAGAUGUUCGGGUGAUUAGGCAACGCGGAAGAAUCUAUUUUAAUAUUGAUUGGGACGAAUUUCCAAAAGUUCAAGAAAUGAGAUCGAUAGAUCACAUAUUCAUAGUAGCUGACAACGGAAAUUUAUCGUUUAAUAAUGACAAAGAAUCAGACUUAUUGCAUAUAAGAAGUUAUAACUUGGACAUACUUUCGAACUCAGAUAAAAUAUGGAAGAAAACUCUUGAAGCAUGGAAAUGUGCAACAAGUUUCAAAGGAAAACUUUAUCCAACGACUGAAGAAUACGUUGAAGCUAAAAAGGAAGAUCUAGUAGCCAAAACAGAAAUGUUAGAAAUGCGUAACAAAGAAAAGGAAGAAAAAGAUCCCUAUGAUUGGAAUGUAUCAGAGAUGAAAGAAGAGAAAGGAAAAAAAAGGGGUCAAGAUCCUUCAAAAUCCCAAGAGAACGAUGUACUCAAAUACAGAGUAACGUGUGAGAGGAAUGGUAAACAUGCAGUUGAAUCCAAGGAUGUUGCUAGGGUUAUCGGAGAGGUAUUACAGGACAAGUUUCAUUGGUUGGUUGACUUGUCCAUGUAUCAUCUAGAAAUUCUCUGCAAAUUGGUAAAUGAUCAAUUAAUAACGCAUUUACGAGUAACGCACAAAUCCAAGCACCAUAGAAAUAUUGUAAAUUUUGGACCAACUACUCUUAGAUCAACUAUAUGUUACAAUUUGCUAAAAUUGGCCAAUCCCAAGCUAGGAGAUAUAAUAGUAGAUCCUAUGUGCGGGGGAGGUUCUAUUCCUAUAGAGGCAACACUAGCUUUUCCACAUUCAUAUGUCUUAUGUGGCGACAAUGAUUCCAGAGCUAUAGAUAGAACAAAGUCAAAUAUGGAUGCUUCAGCAAUUACAUGUAAAAUAGAUCUCGUACAAUGGACUGCUUCAAAAUUGCCAUUCAAAGAUUCUUUUGUCGAUAUUAUUGUUACUGAUAUGAAUUUGGUCGUAUAGUAAAAUUAAACGGAC